Molecule: messenger RNA, 1589 nt
Organism: Malania oleifera
Lineage: Eukaryota; Viridiplantae; Streptophyta; Magnoliopsida; Santalales; Ximeniaceae
Product: glutathione S-transferase U8-like
Exons: 2
Coding region: 642-1313 (223 amino acids)
Biological process (GO): glutathione metabolic process
Cellular component (GO): cytoplasm
Molecular function (GO): glutathione transferase activity
Source: RefSeq, a predicted model, not a curated record
AAUUAAUUGCACAUUUUAAUUAAAAAGCAAUUUGAACAAGAAAGCAAAGAACCACAAGUUGUCUAUGUUGUGGUGACUAAGGAGAGUGACUCCUCCAUUCCUGAACAUGAGACACCACCUGAGGUGUCACCCAUAUUUUUUGAGUUUGAGAAUUUUAUUUCUGAGCCUCCAAAUGAACUGCCUCCCGUGAGAGACAUUCAACAUGUCAUAUACCUUGUUCUAGGAUCAUUUUUGUCUAAUUUGCCUCAUUAUAGGAUGAAUCCUAAAGAACAUGAUGAAUUGAAAAUACAAGUUGAUGAGUUGGGAGGUAAGGGUUUUAUUCAAGAGAGUAUGAGUCCAUGUGCAUGUCCUGCCCUUCUCACUCCUAAGAAAGAUGGAACAUGGAGAACCGCCAAGUCCUGCACGAGGAAAGGUGCUUGAACCGCCUGGGGAUGUUGACUAUUCCUUUAAUUUAACACAUUUAAGAUCCAAAAAGUCUUAAUAACCAACAAUAUCUUAUUCCCUAAACAUUACAUUGCAGAAUACAAUAUAAUAAUGCCAAUAAACAAUUGGUUGGUUGCUUGGCUGCCAAGAAAAUUUCACCCUUAGCUCCCCUAUAUAAGGAGCCUCCAGAGAUUUCAAAGUGGCAAAGAAAAAACAAAAUGGCAGAUCGAAUUAAGAUGGGAGAAGAAGUGAAGGUGCUGGGAGUGUGGGCUAGCCCAUUCAGCAAGAGGGUGGAGAUUGCCCUUAAGCUCAAGGGCAUACCCUACGACUGCAUAGAAGAAGAAGACAUACAUGGCAAGAAAAGCGAGUUGCUGCUGAAGUCGAACCCAGUUCACAAGAAGAUUCCGGUUUUCUUCCACGCCGGAAAAUCCAUCGCCGAGUCACUUGUGAUUCUUGAGUACGUGGAUGAGACAUGGAAGUCCAAUCCCAUCUUGCCUCAAGACCCAUAUCAGAGAGCCAUGGCUCGUUUCUGGGCUAAGUUCAUUGAUGAAAAGUGUAUGCUUGCAAUUUGGAAAGCUUAUCAAGGUGAUGGGAAAGCAUUGGAAGAAGCACAUGGUUAUCUAGAAAUACUUGAAAAUGAGCUCAAAGAUAAGAGAUUUUUUGGAGGAGAGUCAAUUGGAUUCUUGGAUAUCGCUGCCAUCUUCAUAGGAUAUUGGAUGGGAGUAAUUGAAGAAACGCGCACAGUAAAAUUGUUGACAAAUGAAAAGCAUCCCAACUUGUGCAAAUGGUCUGAAGAGUUUGUCGGUGUUGUCAAGGAGUAUCUACCUCCUAGGGAUAAACUAGCUGCCUACUUCAAAACUCUCUUCGUGACUACCCAUGGUUCUAAAUAAAUACCAAUGGCUAUUACAUCGAUAUAAUUAGAUGUCACAUUUUCUAUUAUUACUUAUUUCGUGUAAUUUUACUAUAUAUGUCCUACAAUAAAUAUGCAUCAAGUCAUGAGGCGUUAUAUUGAGUUUAGCUUAUUAAUAUUUUUACUUGUUAAAUGAAUCAUGUAUUAUGUCAUAUGCUUAUAGCAUAUUAUGUUUUUCUAUUUGUUUUAUGUUUUUAUAUAUAAAUGUGUUCUAAGUAUACAUUAUUAAGGACUGCUUCACUUUUUUUUUUCUUAA